Molecule: messenger RNA, 10277 nt
Organism: Haliotis rubra (blacklip abalone)
Lineage: Eukaryota; Metazoa; Mollusca; Gastropoda; Lepetellida; Haliotidae
Cellular component (GO): nucleus
Molecular function (GO): DNA binding; chromatin binding; histone methyltransferase activity
Source: RefSeq, a predicted model, not a curated record
AUAUUUUCUGUGUGAACUAUGGCGUAGAAGAGAUGUGUAUUAGAAAUACGAUUAUCUGAAUAUUUUGUUAUCGAUGAUACUUACUUUGAUAAAUUCUACAGUUUGAUUGGCUAGUGAAAAGUGACUGUAAUCCUGGACGGGAAGCCACGGGGCACGGGGCUAGAGCUGGGGGAGAAUGAGUGAAGUUGAUAAGGAAGGGUAUGCAGAAGAAGACAGUACUGAUAGCUCCUCCAGCGGCGAAUCAGGAUCUGAAACUGAUGCCAGUGAAAGCCAUGACAAACAGUUCUCAAUUCAAGAGACUAACUUUGAUCAAGGCCAACUAAAGCUGAAAAUAACCUGUACUGGACGCAAGAAGAGCUCCACCUCUUCGCUAAACCCAUCGUCUCCCUUGGACAUAGAUGAUGAUGAAGAAGAUGAAGAAGAAUUACACCAAACUGUUAGAAACAAAGAUAACGAGUCAGCACUUUUGACGGAGAAAAGUGACCGACAAGAACCAACUCAGAGUUCUAGCAUAGCCACAUCACUACCAACAGCAAAGGCAUCCACAGAUACAUCCUUGAUGAAAUCCACUUCAGACGAGAGUCCCACUACAUCAUUGGAGAACUAUACCUCAUCAGAAAAGAGCAGAACUGUUCAAUCAAAGUGUGUCAACAGUGCAGUAUGUAAAUCACCUGUUAAGAAAGCUGAUAAACCAAAGACUACACAGCUUGCUUCCACAGGCUCAAAACCACAAAGCACUGUUGAACCAGCCACUGAUCCCAGUAAGUUUUAUUCUGAUUCUGAGAAGGAAUUUUCUGGAGAUACCACAGACACUGAGUCAAGACAUAAUGAUUCGGCCAGCAUUCAAAGCAGCUCUCACCCCAGCUACAUAUCAACUGAUGAAGAUGCUGAUGACAAACAUCAAAAGAAAGCAAAACGGGUGAGAACUGUUGCUGAACACCACGAACAACUGCUUAAGUUAGACACCAUGUCUAAUGUGUCACCAGAUAGUGGUAUUCAGUCUAUUGCUGGUUCUCCAUCGGGAAAUGAUUCCCCAAAUUCCGUUAUUCUUGGGGAAACCCAUGCUAUUGAUUCCCAUGUGCAGGAACAACACAAGGUGGAUAAUUCCCAGGAACUUCUGCCACCACCACCCCCUCCUCCACCUCCACCACAACCGAGCACUGCAAGAGAGUCACCCAUGACUGAAACAAGCAAACUGCAUGACAGUAAGGAAGAAGAAAGUUUGAGUGUACACCCAAAGAAAAGCUAUUCGGAUAUGUUCUUCAUGCCUUCAUUUUCUACCGGGAAAAAGAAACGAGGCAGGCCACCCAAAAAGAAAUAUGCCAAUAUGCUUCACAGAAAGAGUAAACUUUAUGACAAUAUCCCAGACAGUAGUACAGCCAUCGAACAAAACCAGAAUCAGUCUAUGACUCUGGAUGAGUUAGAAAUAUCGCAUUCAGUGAGCAAAUUUGGAAAGAAGAAUGAAUCUCUGGACAGGAAUAUAUUUGACAAAAUGCCAGUUCAAACAGUUGUUGAGGCAAGAGGUAAAAGACCUUACACAAAGAGGAAGUAUAAGGUACCUAAAAGUGAAAUUCCUGUUGAACUUAAAGUGCAGAAAAAGGUUGGGAGAAAAAAGAAAAUUAGAGAUGAUGAUAGUUCUUCAACUUUGAAGAAGAAAAGGGCUCUUCAGAAACUUGCAAAGGCAAGUGGAAAACAAUCACUGUUUGAGCAGUCAUUUGAAAGCAUGGGUGCUCCACUCUUUAUGAACCACACACUGCCAUCGAGUUUGCAGGAAACCCAGGUCCAAGUGCCAGUGAAAAGAGGACCUGGUAGACCGAAAGGUUCUGGAAAAAAAUCUUCAGCUCUGAAACCAAAUAAACAGGUUGUGAAACAGCUAGGUGUUCCUGGUAGGAGGGGGAGACGACCUGGCCCGAAGAAGUCAGUUCUUCAAAGUCCGAAAGUUUUCAGUAAACCAUUACUUGGCAAAGAUGGUCAGCCUAAACGUAAGAGGGGUAGACCUCGAAAGUACCCUCUACCAAUUCAAAGUGGACCCAGUGCUGCUUCUAUUGAAAAAGCACUGGCUGCCCUGACAAGCCAAUUAACAAAAGAUAAAGAUCAUGUUCAGCGAUCACCAGUUGAAAAUGAAUUUACAUCACUCAUACAGAGUGUUCAGGAUUCUAUUAACUCCCAGUUUCCUGGGGUUGAAAGUGAUCAUGAAGAAAUACAUGACUUCAAUGUUGAAGACAAUCUCAAUGACAUUGAGCCCACACUUACCACCAACAGUGACUUUCAAGAGCCUAAACCACAAAAAGUAGUCCCCAAAAUCAGAAAGCCUAAACUUCAUGUUAUGAUGAGGAAAAAUACAAGGGGUAGACGUAAAAAGGUGAAAGCUAAUAUUGUUAAGAAACCAUUUACACCUUCUUUCUUGAGAAGUUCAAGUAGUACAUUUGUGUCAAAGUUUCAACAGGCAAGUGUUUCAUCUAGUAUUUCAUCAUCAAACAGUUCAUCUUUCAAAGGGGAGUACCUUUUCAGGGGAUUUCACACUAAAAUACCAAAGGCAACAUCAGGCAUUGGACUUUUGUCUGUGAGUUCGUUCAGGACACCAGAUGAAAAUGAUGAAUUGGGCAGAUCUGGUGAUAAAAACAGAAAAAGGAAAAAGAAAUUGUUAUAUUUUAAGUCAAAGCAUAGAAACAUUGUUGAUCCUGUUUUUCUUGCAAAUAUGGAUUGCUUGAUCAAUGAAUUAGAAAACAUGGCUAUUUCAGAACAAAGAGGUGAUACAUUUAUUCGAGUAAGACCUGGAGAAGUUUUGUUACCAAGCAUAUUUAGGUUAACAAAGAUAAAUGUGAAAAAGAAGAAGAAAGACAAGUUAAUUUUGGAGAAAACUGUCAAAAAACUCAAAUCUAAGAAAGAUCAAACAUUGAAAGAACAUAGUAUUCCUGUCUUAAAGGAAAAAAUGAAAAUGUCUCGAAAAAGGAGUAUAUCAGAAGAUUCUGGUCCGCCUGUGUUGGAGUGCCAAGUUCCCAGCCAACAGUGUUUGCCUCCAAAGAAAAGGCACAAGUUGAUGAACUUGUUCUCAAGUCAGACUGCACCCACAUUAGAACCCAUUGGCAGUGGUGAACAGAGUCCGCCAUUACCAGUGCCUGAAAAAGAGAAAAGUUGGAAGACCACGGAAACACCCUCCUCCAACACCCAAGCCAUCUGUAUCUGUGCUGAUAGAAAUGUGUUCACACAAGUGUUCUCAAAGACUCUGCUUGGAGAUGCAAUCUCAGCAUGUUCUCAACCUCCUGAACUGUCCAUCCAGACUCAGCCUUCAGUGCUGGGUAGCUUGAGCAACACCUCCAAGUCACCCCCAAUCCUUGACAUCUCCUCCUUCAUGGGUGGUGAUGGUGGUGCUUCAGAUACUUCGUCCCUACAGUCACCGACAAAAUUUGUGAAAAAAGAAAAACUCAGCUUAGGGAAAUCAAGUAAGAAGUCUUUGAGUAGUGCAAAUGAAGAUAAAUCUUCAAAGUCAAAAUCUCAGAAAGUGUCUGAAAGUGUGUCUUCUGAGAAUGUGUGUGACAGUCAAACUAUUAGUGCUGUGAUUUCUGAUAGUGAUGAAUUGUGCAAUACCUCUGCGGAUAGUGUUGAUGAUACUAUAGAGUCUGUGAUACGAACUGUGUGUUCGGAAUAUGAGCCUUUGCCUACUCCACGCCACAAGAGGAAAAAGUUAUCCUUCGAUAAAGAUGGAACAGGAAAGAGGAAGAAAGUCCGACGUCAGCUUGACAUGGAUGACAGACAUUCAACAGAAGAAGAAAGUGAACCAGCUUCAACUCCUGUGAUAAGACGUACUGACCCAUCUCAGCCUCCCAGAAAAAGAUAUCAACGUGUGGGACUCUUCUCGGACUUCUACAAAGAUGAUGAACCAAAGAAACGAUCUGACAAUAUGCUGAAGUCCAAAGAUAAACUGGUUUAUGUUCGAGAAGAACAUAGCCAUGGUUUACUGCCUCCUCCUCUUCAUGUAGGGAAAUAUCUCCGAGAAAGGCCAGCAGAUUUCACGCUUCCAUAUGAUGUAUGGUGGAUGUAUGUCCAUAAUAUGUUGCCAAAGAGAGAAGAGCCAACGCCAAAGUAUAAAAAGAUACGGAACAAUGUGUAUGUUGAUCUCAAACCAAAUGCAGGAAAGAAACCAGAGCCACAUUAUUGCCAGUGCAAGCGACCAACCGACCCAAAUGAAAAGGGGUGUGGAGAAGAUUGCUUGAAUAGAAUGGUGUUUACAGAGUGUAGCCCGAACAGCUGCCCUGGUGGGGAAAACUGUUCAAACCAGAGACUUCAGAGGCAUGAGUGGAUACCAGGGUUGGAGAAGUUUGUUACUGAGGACAGGGGAUACGGUGUCUGCACAGCACAGGCAAUACCAGCAGGAAGCUUUAUUUUGGAAUAUUUGGGGGAGGUGGUCAGUGAGCAGGAGUUCCGUCGCAGGAUGAUGACAGAGUACUCUCAGGAGCGUCACCAUUACUGUCUCAACCUUGACAGUGGUGCAGUUAUUGAUGGCUACAGGAUGGGCAACAUUGGAAGAUAUGUCAACCACUGUUGUGAACCCAACUGUGAAAUGCAGAAGUGGAACGUGAAUGGUCUGUACAGAAUGGCUUUGUUUGCUCUACGUGAUAUUGAAGAGGGAGAGGAGCUGGGCUAUGACUACAACUUCCACUCCUUCAAUGCUGAGACUCAGCAAACUUGCAAAUGUGGUGCAAAAUCAUGUCGAGGUGUCAUAGGAGGGAAAACCCAGCGAAAUGGGCAGUGCAAGGACAAACCCACUCCAUCCAGGCCAGUUGGAAGACCACCAAAAGACAAGAGAAAAUCGAAAAAUAGGCUAAAAAAGUUAAAAGACAAGCUGAAACCGCAUCCUGACCCAAGUAGUGCUAAUAGAAUCAUAAGCCAGACUGUGAUAAAACCAAUGUCCAACCGAGAAAGGUGCUUUGCUCGAAAGAAAAGUAUAUUCUUGGUUAGGAACAUUGAUAAAGUUCGACAAAUCAAACAGAAAAUGCAGCAGCCUGAGAGAGAGAAGGAUUCAGAGAGAGAAGGAGCAAGGGACUCGGGAGUCGUCAAUUCAGAUCUCUUCCUCACCCAGCUUAAUGACAGAUCUGUCAAAACCAGACUAGUGGCAAUGGCAGAGGAGAAUCCUGAGCUGCAGAAGAGAUACAAGCUAGUCAAAGUCUUCACAAGGAUAUUUGAUGUCAUUGCAUCAUUCAAAGAUGAGGAUGGCAACCUGAUUGCAACCCCUCUGAUGAACUUGCCUUCUCGGAAGAAAAGCCCUGACUACUACAAACUUAUAGAUGACCCUAUAGACCUUCAGCUGAUUGGGAAAAACAUCAGCAAGGGGCACUAUUCUGAUAUGGAAUAUUUGGAGAAUGACAUGAACAAGCUUUUCAGGAAUGUUGAGAACUACUGUGGUCGCAAGUCAGAAAUGGGUAAAAUUGUCGUGAAGCUAAGGAAAGUAUUUUCGCAAGCUAAGGCUGAGGAGACCUCCCAACUGGAGAUCAUCUUAGGUGAAGGCAGUGUUACGCCACCAGUACUUGAGGCUGAAGUUGUGGAAACACCUGGAGACAAGACCAAUGCUACUCCUGCAACCACAACAAAACCACCAGAGGAUGAAGAAGAGGAAGAGGUGAUCAGAUGUAUUUGCGGUAUCUUCAGAGAUGAAGGCCUCAUGAUCAUGUGUGAAACUUGUAACAUAUGGCAGCACUGUGACUGUGUGGGAAUAUCUGGAGAUGUGGAGCACUACACCUGUGAAAUUUGUGAUCCCAGGCCAUAUGAUAAGGAAAUAAAGCUGGUUCCUCAGCCCCCAGAUGCCACCCCUGGCUGUAUGUACUACAUGACCCUAAUGAAGGAUGACAUGCAGAUAGCUAUUGGGGAGUGUGUGUACCUGAACAGAGACUACAAGCGAUGCGAGGGAGCACCAGUCAGAUCCUCCUCCAGACUACUGUCAAACAUCAGUCCUGACAAACUGGAGAUCUUCAGAAUAGAACAGCUGUGGAUCGAUGAAAAUGAUGAGAGAUACAUCCUUGGCCAUGCUUACCUGAGACCUAAUGAAACCUAUCAUGAACCUACAAGGAAAUUCUUCCACAAUGAGGUGUUUAAAUACCCCACAUUGGAAAUAGUGCCUUUGGAGGCUAUCGCAGGACUGUGCUGUGUGAUGGACCUGAAUACUUACUGUAAAGGUCGCCCCAAGGGAUACCGCUCCCAGGACAUCUAUGUGUGUGAAUACAGAGUGGACAAGACAGCUCAUCUCUUCCACAAGCUGUCGAAACCAAGGUUUGGUAUCAACACCAAAUCCUACUGCUUUGACAGAUACCCACAGAAGUUGGUGCCAAAGAGAACCUAUUCACCACAUGAAGUGCCAGAACAGUACAAGCGCCGUGGGCCUGGUGAGAGACAACAUGGGAGUGGGACAAGCUCAGUCAAGUCAGACUCAGGAUCAGGGCAAGGGAAGAAAGGUGAAGGAGAGCGGGGACGUCCCAGCAAGAGUGAUGGAGGUGACAAGGGAGACAAUCAGGAGAAGCAGAAGAAGCAAAAGGAUCGUGAUUCUGAUGCUGAGUCUGAGGAAGACCUACCGCUGGCAAGGGUCAAAGAAUUAAAGAAAAAGGAGAAGAAGGAACGCCUGAACAAAAUCUUGAUAAAAAUGCUGGGCAACAUUCCUGGUAAACAAAAGAUUGACGUGACAUACCUGUUGGAGGAAGGGUCUGGGAAGAGACCAAGGAAAAAAACACAAACGCACUUUUGAUAACAAAAGUAAAGGAGUGGCAUAUGCCAGGUUUGAAUUGUACCAAUAUGAAAAAUUUACUUAGCGUGUGUGUUUUUCAUACUCUUACAUUUGAAAUCGAGACUUCAAGAGUUUGUGACUGAUUUCUAUAAUUUCAGUAUGUGUUCUUAUUUAUUGACAGUGAUAGUGUCAGUGUUCAUUCAACUUGUGCAUAAAAUGCGACAAGAGUUCACUGUGUUCAGAAUGUUUGUGAAGACAAUUCUUUGUCAAUAGGGCCGUCUUGUAUACCAAACAAAAGCAAGUGUUUGCCAUUUGCAACUAUUACCAAAGUCUUUGUAAUCAGACAAGCGAAAUAUGGAGACCUUUUUCAAGUGUGAACAUGCUUGUAAGGCCAGACACCAACCUAAAGUAGACAGUUGUUUGAUCAUGUUAGUUGAGACUGAACCUCACUAACAAUAUUUCAAGUUAAAAUGUGGCAGCUAUGAAGUUAGACAAAACCUGGUUGAAGACAUUCAUUCACCUGGAACCAUUUUCAUUAGGCUUCAAUUCCAUUGCAUGGUGUGCUGUUAUAGAGGAAGAUUUCAUCAGUCCGUGGAAAUUUGUUACUCAUCUCUUGAUCUUGUUCAGAAAGCUGGCUUGUUCAUUAAAAAGAUACAUUUCAAGGCAACAGGAACUAUUUUCAAUGGAAGGUACUCAAGGAAUGCAUAAUAUACUUAUUUUGAGACAACAAAUAACCCAAAUAGUUUUGUGGAUGUGUCUUUGGAAGUGAAAGUGUGACUUAUGAAUGGUUUACAUUGUGAAAAAGCAUGCAAGUUACAGAAAUUCCUUUCAUAUUUGUUUUUGUCCCCUUUCAUUCAGACUGUCACUCACCAAACUUGUGUCGGGAUCAGGUGUCUGGCUGUGGUUACCAAUUUGUCCAGAAAACUCCAUGUUUUGUGUGAUCACACGCGGUAGUUAUUGUGCCUCGUUUGAUUUGAAACUGAAUGUGGGCAUUUCAGUUUUAGUGAGGAUGUAGCUAUUUAUUUGUUGAUGAACAAAAUGAGAUUUGUUACCUGUUAUAUUCUGUGGACAUGAAACCCUACUUAAGUGCCAUGAUUUUAUCUUGAUGAGCCCACAGGCUCUAGAAGUAGUUUUAAACAAGUUGUUAAUGUUUAGAGGAAUUGUUGUAGAGAACAUUCAAUGAAAUUGCUAUGUAAUCUCCAGAAAUAUGGAACAAAUUGCUUACUUUACUAGAUCUACAAGUUGACUUUUUUUCUAGUUUUCUGUUCAAGAAACUAACAAGGUGGAACAGUUGUUAAGUUUAAGAUGCAACCUUUGAUGCAGUCAUGUUUUUUGUGAGGAUAAAAUCUGAUACUGUUACUUUUGCCUUACCUAACUGAUAAAUGUACUUUAAUGGAGCAAAAAUAUUUUGACUGUAUUGCAUAUUUGUUUGAUAUUAUGUAUCAGUCCUUUGUUACACUGUGAAUGUAAGGUACUCUGUGUUCAGAUAAUUCUCACUUGCAUUUUGGUGCCGAUUUUGCUGACAACACGAGCCUUUUAAAACAUUAAUAUGUAACAAAGAUAAAUUGUGAUGGCUUUUCUAUCUAAGUAGUAAAUAGAGCUAUUCCCACCUUUACUGUUACAGUGGAAAGAAAGUGGUCAAUGUGUUCAAUGUUCAUGUGCACUAAUACUUAACAUUACUGUAGUGUGGUAACUUGGAAAUCCAGAAACUGCCGUUAAAGUAAUCAAAUAGCUUGGUGCUUCCAGUUAUGAGUUACAGUAUUUAGGAGGAAGUCUAAGCUGAGAGAAGGGACAAUGUAGGAUUGUCUUAUGGUGCUGACAAUCUUGGGCUGUUCAUUGGCUCCUACCAGACAUAAUAUGGUGGCUGUGGUACAUAUGAAAUUGCUCGACUUGCUAAAAUGGCUGCAUGAAAGCUAGUCAAGCAAACUUUUUGUCAAAAAUGAAAUAAAUAGGGCAGCAAGAAUAUUUUGCAUGUGACGAUACUUUUAUAAUUGUGACAUUGAUAACAGAAACAGAUGAAAUCUGCAGUUAUCUGAUGAUCAUGCCCCUUCCUGCUAGGUAUUCAUUCUCAAUUACACUACAAUCACAUAUAUUUUCAUGCAGGACCUGUCAAUUACCUAUUUGAGCAAUUUGUAUAUUUCCGGUAACAGCACCUGUGUAUUAAGUUUGAGGGACAGCUGAUGGUAUCAGUGUUCACAUGCAAGGGAGGGGCAGCAUCUAGUGAUUGUGUAGAAGAGAUCUGUGCUGCCUAUGAAGUCCAUUUCUCUGUAGUAAAUGUCUUGUUAUGUAUUUUCUGCAUGCACUGCUGGGACAGACUGGGAAGGCACAUCCCUAGCCAACAAUUGGCCAAAACAAUCAUGUCCUGCAGUAUUUAAAGACCAUGAAAUCAAAUGAGUUAAGUGUUAAUGUCGUAAAGGCAAAACAUUUUAGUGUGUAAAUGAUACCAGAAUUUGCCUUCACCUUUCUUGGAUUCCUUAUGAAUUAAGGUCACAUUAUGUAAUUUAUGAUAGAUUUUUAAUGACAUCAAUUUCAAUUGGUUACAUGGUCUUAAACUUGUUUGUUGUGUUCAGUGUGAUAAUGUGACAAAGUUAUUGUACAGAAGAGUGACUGGGUAUAAGUGUAAUGGUUGUAUGCGAGAGUGAGAGCAAUAAUUUUAUUCUAUGCAAUGGGAAGUGUUCGAAAACAUGCAUCCCUCUUUGUUGUAUAUAUAUGGAUUUAUUCUAAUAUUGUUGUGACUUCACUUGCUGAAGAAAGCAGUUGUGCUGAGAACAUACUGAUGACGCUUGUGCAAGCUUUGUACAUACGCCGCCGCAGUAAAAUAUGCUGCAGCUUAUUUAAGUUCCUGGAGGGUAAAGAAUCAAAUUCAAAUGGAUAAAAUCAUUGGUGGUCAUGAUAGAGUAUCAAAUACUCAGCUGUAUAUGUGUAGCUAUAUUUUGUGUAUAUAUAAAACUAUCCCUGCAGUAUUUUCCUGACAAGGAGGGGACCUGACUUACCGGAUGGUGGGUCAGCCAGUUUGACUUUCUACUUGACCUGUACUUACAUAACCCAUUCAUCCCUGGAGGAUGUGUGUAUAUUUCACAUUCACAUCCUGUCAUACCAUUGGUUGUUUUGUAGAUAAAUAUGUAUUGUACAUUACAUUUUGUAGAUAUAUAUGUAUUGUACAUUAUAUACAUACAAUUAUCAUUUUAAACCUUUACCAAAUUGUGUUCAGAAGCAGCUAAACCAUUUAUUUUUGCCAAAUGCUUUCAGUUUUGUUCUAGCAAAGGCACAUACAAUUAUCCAUGAAAUCUUAUUUUUAGAAUGAAAAGCGCAUGAAGCAAAUGAACAAAGCGCGCAUCACAUGUGAUACUCUUGUAAAGAUGACAUUAUUUGUGUCUUUAGUUGAUCCUCUACGAUCGUCCGUGAUUUCAGUCUUCUGUGCACACCUGUUGUCAUUUAUCAAGGUCAUAUCAAACCAUUUGCAUUUACUUUCUCCUCUUUUCAUACUAGAGUCCUAUAUAGAACCAUCAUGAUUCAAAGUGGAGUGCAACUACACCAGAUGUUAAUAAAAUCAUAGGUAAAAUAA